AACAUGGUUACAGUUAAGUACAUAAAUCAGACGCCACUGCUGGUGUGAGAGCUGUAGAGGCGCACAGGGGGGCACACAUGCACCUCACGCCGCCGCGGCUUGUCGCUGCUUCUGCAGCCGGUGCAGGGAGGGAGACUUCUCGGCUGUUUUUUUUUCCCUCUCUUUAUCUCACGGAAGCGGAAUGGCUUGACACCAGACAACACCAAGUCGUCUUGAUCGGCUCAUGCACGAUGAUUUUCUGACUGUCGGCCUGUCUGUGUCCGUCGGUCUUGCCGCGAAUUGCUGCAGUGCUGUUUUCCAGGUGUUGUGAUGUGCGUGUGUGAGUGCGUGUGUGGACGUGUGUGCAUGGUGGUGGUGGCGGUGGUGGUGGUGGUCGUGGUGCUUGUGUAGCCUGGUGUUAUUCUCUUAAGAAUUGGACUAAGCUGGGAAACGGAGUCUGAUGUCACAUGUGCUUCAUCGGAGGAGACGGGGCAUCUGCAAGCUGGAUUUUGUGGAGGAUGCUGCGGCAAGUGAUACACAGAGGGCUCAAGGCUUCAUUCUACUGGCUGGGCUUAUUUGUUAGCAGGCAUCCCGUUUUCUUCCUCACUGUCCCCGCGGUCCUCACCAUCAUUUUCGGAUCUACCGUGCUGAGCCGUUUCAAGCCGGAGACGGACCUGGAGGUGCUGGUCGCCCCUACUCACAGCCUCGCAAAGAUCGAGCGGAGUCUCGCCAACAGCCUCUUUCCCAUCGACCAGUCGAAGCACAAGCUGUACUCGGAUUUACACACCCCGGGUAGAUAUGGCAGGCUGAUCCUGCUGGCUAAAUCCGGGGGGAACAUCUUGGAGCUGGCUGACCAGGUCCUGCAGGUCCACAAGCAGGUGUGGGAUUUGCGCGUCAAUUACAAGGGAUUCAAUUACACGUUCGCGCACCUCUGCGUCUUGAGCCACAGGGACAAGCGCUGCCUCUUGGAUGAUAUCAUCACCAUCUUCGAAGAUAUCAGGCAGGCUGUGCUUUCCAACAGCACUUUCCAUAAGGUGCCCGUGAGCUAUCCAAACACAACACUAAAGGUGAGGCUUUUUUUGUGCACAUUUCAGCUCCUCUUAGACGCAACCAACCAGGCCUGUGCAUAUAACCACCACCACCACCACCACCCCAACUCAUACACGCAUACACACGACCACAACCAUCAAACAUGUAUAAAAGCAUAUCAUGUCAAAUCUCCCCCCAUAUCUGAGCUGUGUUGGCUGUACAGCAGCAGUCAGUAUAUGAAUAGCAGUGGUUGGCUGGCCUGGGAGCUUGCCAUAUUUCUGAAUGAACGCAGCAGUAUUCGCUCAGGCUGCAGAUUGCUACAUGUAUCAGCCGGCAAGGAAACCCUUUCAAUUACACAGCCAGCCAGCUAUGCAGUUUUCAAUCCCCUCCCUUGUUGGUGCAGGUGAAUUGAUUGGCCAAAUGUAGCCCCUCAGUCAUACAGUCAGUCAGUCAGUCAGUCACACACACUGACACAGACACAGGGAUAUCCUGCUCUCUCUUUUUUUUUUUUUUUUUUUUUUUUGAUGCAGUGUCUCCCUCCCGCCUUCUGCUAGCUGCACAUGCACCAUGACAUGGCUACAGCAGCUAGUCGACUAACAGGUAUCCCGCUCACCUGGAUCUAACCAGCAGCUGUUGGACGGCACAGGUGCUGUUAUAAUCGUACUGCAGCAGUAACACACAAAACAUGUCAAGAAGCUGCAGAUAUACAGGUGCGCAUCCCCCCCGCUGAUGCAUCAGGUGCAGAUGUGCUUUGCCGAUUACGCAAGAAGAUCAGGUUUUGGGGAGAAUGCGAUGCCUCUAGACUAACAUCUUUCACACACGUAGGUUUUACAGCCCAUGUUGUCACUGUAAAGGCUUUUACAUUACAAGGUUAUAGAUUGGUUUGAAUAAAGUGUGUGCUUUUUCUUAACUGUAUGGCACUGAGGCACAUUUGAUGUUUUGGAAUAACAACCACCAGCAUUUGCAACACCAGGCAGUUUGAUCAUAAAGUACAUGUCACUCCACCAUGCCACACACACAUGCAGGGCCUCUAAUGCAUAUUUAAUGUAUCACAAGCCCACUCUCCAGCAUGGCAGGUUGUAACUUCCACUGAGAGCUGCCACAGAUGUUUGAGCCUUCGGCAUUCAUGUCUGUGUGGAAAUCAUAAACUUUUUAGCUUCUAAUACAUUAAAAGGCUUUUUUUUAUUUUAUUUUGGAUGAUACGAGUCAAAUAUACAAGAUGUGAAUUUUGCUUUUUAAACCUCAUAAGUCUUCUUACACCUAUAUUCAAAAUAAUUAACUGCUUCAUCAUGUCAUUUAAGUAAAAUCAUGUCCUCAGACCUUACUAUUAAUACUUGUCAGGCAUAAUCUUGUUUCUCACCAUUAUCUGCAAAGGGUCACAAAUCUGGAGUAAGGCUGUUUUUCUCAGGCGAAAGUUGGCUUUUUGAUCUUUUAAAGGGCGCCAAGUAAUAAACUGUGAGAUAUUAUUAUAUAAUAAAUGUGUGUAUUUUAUGAAAGAGUACACUUGAUCAAAUUUCUAAAUACAGAACCUUACAACAGACUGACAUUAUUGACCUAACUCAGAAAACUGUUUUACUGUCACCUGACAUUUCCUUUAGUAAAAGGAUGCAUAUUUAUUCUCCCUUUUGGACUCAUUUAUGCUUCUGUUUUGAGACAAAAAUAGACCUGUAGCCUUUCAACAGUGUAAUCAUCACAGCCCCCGUAUUUCCAUAUGUCGUUUGCAUUUGAAUGGAUUUUAAGCAAUACUAGAGGGCAUUGCUCUGAGUCAAAACUUACCCCCCAAAAAAGAAGAGUAAAUAGUUUAUGGCCUUAACAAAAAGGGCAAAAUCGGAUGUAGUGUUGCAGAUAAGAAUGGUCUGCAAGUUAAAUAAAUACUUAACAACAUGGGGUGGAGUAUUAAGUUGUUCAAAGUAGGAUGUUGUGUUUCCUGGUCUAUACAGUCCAUGGUUUGAACUAUUAGAACUGUCAAACACUGCCCCAAAAUUUCUUAGAGUUACUGCAACUUCUGUAAAAAAACAUGUAGAAAUAUGAACAAAAUGAAUUAAGAGCACAGCUGGAAGGCUUUUAUCUGUAUGUGUAUAUAAACUAGAGUCUAAAUGAGCCUUUAUAGAGCUCAUUUUGGCUCAUUUAUUGUUAGCCUGCUAACAUUACACAAGUUUGGCUUGCCUGCUAUGCCUUUAAGCUCUUGAGAGAAGGAUUGUGACUGUUUUUCAAUGUUUCUCUGAAGGACAAAGUAUGAUCGGAAACAUGUGAUCACUUAGGAAGAGACUACUGCGCCCUCAGUCAUUACGUUUACAUGACACUUGAGAAAACCGAUUAAUUGCCUUAUUCCGAUUAAGACCGGACAACUGAAGUGCAUGUCAACACCUUAGUUCGACUCCAACCGGAGUUAACUCAGACCUGCUGUUGUUGUUGACCGCUGUAUAGGGUCAGAAACAGCGCCGCUGAAAAGACACAUAUCGCCCCUUAGUUUUGGGGAUGAGGACAUGUUGACGUCAAUUAUUUAAUUUUCUCAGCUGCAUGUAUACAUGAACAAGGAGAGAAGUCCGAUUUGGAAAAAACAACGAAUUAUGGGCUUAGUCCGAUGAAGCUGUGCAUGUAAACGCACUGACAGUUUGGGGAAUUGACCUUGAUGCUACUCCUGAAUCCUCCUGGUCUCUACUGCUCAAAUUCUCAGUAAAAAUGUUGUGGACUUAUUUUCUCAUGAUGAACUGUGAGAAGUCAUGCACAAAACUGAGAAGAAACAGAAGUAUUUCUGUGACAUUUUUACAGAAUUGAAGCUAUUUUUGAGGAGAAAAAGACUUUAUUUUGGAGAAUGUGAUGAUGGUAGAAGUUCAGUCAGCCAGAAAGAGACAGACCAAUUUACUGUGCAAACUAAAAUGAAGGGUUUCUUUCUUGUAUUCAAGACAUGAUUACUUACUUUUUCUUUUUGAAAGAACACUGAAUAUAAUAUUUGUUAUGGCUAAAAUAAUGCUGUUAUUCAUCACUAGUCUCAUAAAAAUGUGCGACAGGGAUGACGUCAUUACUCAGUGUUGAGCGAAAUGACAAGUAGCAUCAAAAUUAGCUUGGCCAAGUAUAUGUACACAUACGAGGAAUUUGACGACAGUAAACUUUGCCCUCUAUGUACAAACAUUAAACAUGAAACAUUACAGAAAAUGUUGCAAAAUUACAAGUAUGUACAAGCUCCAACUAGACGUCGAACUUUUAUAUACAAGACACGAGUGCAAUAGUGCAAUGAUGAGGAGUGAGGAGUGGUUGAGAAAAAAUAUGUCAUUAUGCUAGAGGUGGGUUAUGGACAUGAGGUAAAUAUACAUUAUGUUUCACAUAAUUGAUUUAAUAACUGUGUGCAGAGGUACGUGUCCAAUGGGAGGACUGUUUAUAGAUAAACUGAACAGUUAUAAAAGUCAUUUGCAGUCACAGAGGCUGAAAUGUUUUUAUUCUGUUUACCAUCAAGCUCAGUAUACAGCACUACAUCCAACUCACUAUGAAUAGGGGAUAAGUUAGUGAUUUUUGGACACAACCAUGGUAUCUUUUGAGCCUAAUGACCUAUGAGAGGCUGUGUUACAAGUCUGCGGUGAUCCCUUUUACAGUAUUAAUGCCAAUCUCAUUAAAUUAGUGGUUUUAUAACAGUGCAGCGACUAAAACAAGUAGUUAUGAAUUCAAAGUUAUACAAUUGCUUGAAUUUUUAUUUUUGGAAAGUAUUAAAAUUGGAACACUGUCUACAAAAUUCAGUUUACAUCCAAUUUAUUUUUAAUCUGUACAUGCUUUACUUGGCUUUGGAGAUGGAAAUUGGCUGGAACUGAUGUCACAAGACAAACAGCCAAUGGAUAGAUUUGAUUGUAGCGCAGACUUAUUGAUCAACUGAUAUCAUUGCUGGCAUUCCCUUUAUGAGAUAUUAAAGAUAAAUAAAGAAUUAUUAAGAAGCAAUGAUGUACUGCUUGGUCCAAAAAGACAAGUUUAUGUUUUCUAAUAGUGUCCCAAUUGUUUGCUUCUAAUCCAACCAUAAAAAGUUCAUGUUUUAGGGUGACCAUGUUCUGACUCCCAAAAAGAGGACACGACUACGAGUGGCCGGAGUCGCACGAAAUUAAAUUUGAGAGUUUUUCGGGUCGGAUCGAGUGUCUUUUACGUGCUUCUAACUCAGAAAGUCCACAUGACACAAAAUCGAAACUCUCGUACAAAACCGCAAACAUUUGAGGGAUUUUAUAAACUUCCCCGGACAAAGCCGGACAGCCCCCAAAAAAGAGAACGUGUAAAGGGUAAAAGAGGACGAAUGGUCACCAUAUUUUAGGACAUUCUAAAAAAAAAACAUUUGGUGUAAAAAAUGAACAAAUGAACCUACAGGGUUAGAAGGUGCUAGAAGAGUAUUGUCUCGGCCUGUUGUUGGGUGCCAGAGUAGAGCGAGUUAUACGAAUCUUUCAAAAUAAUUCAUAUCCAAAACAGUUGUGACAGGUGACCCAUUUUGAUUUAUUGCCUACGUUCAGCAUACACACAUUCUUAUUUAACCCCAAUAUGAAUUCCAGUUUUCUGCUCUCAGCUGCCAAUGUGACCUCUUCCUUCUCCUGAUCUCCUCAGGGUGUAUCAGUCACUCUUCCCCCUCCAUGUUCAUGAAUUCUCCUGCUCUCUGUCUGCCUGUCUGACAAGCUGUCUUGGCUAAUUCAUUUGCCUGACUUCUUAUGCCUCAUCCUUCUCUUUGAUGUCACAGCAGGGGUAUAUUUCUGUGCUUGUCAUACAGUCACCGUCGUCUUUAAAGUGUUCUACUUUCUGCUGAGCUGAACUUAAGCUCUGUUCCCACAAGACACCGCUUUAAAUAGCUUUUUUCUUGUUUUCCUCAGUCUGCUGUCUUUUAAGUUGUAUAAUCUAUUUUUAACUCUCAGGUAAAAAUGAAAAUGAAGAAUACAUCAAGGACUGUGAUGGGAUCCACGGGUACACAAUUGGUCAUGUUAAAGCAAAUUACUACAAUAGAAUGGAAAUGUAUGAAGAGUUUAACUUUAUCAAGUGCAUAUACUGCUCAAAAGAUGAAGAGUAACUUCAAGUCAGUCACACUUCCGGGUUAUCGACCUAUCCAGUUAGAAAGCAUCAAUGAUUGUAAAUCAAUUUCACCUGCUGUUGUGCAAAUGGGACAGACAACAAGUGGAUAGGAGAGGCAAUUAGCAAGACAACUGCUGUUAAGGAGUGGUUUACUGGUGGUUGCCACAGACCAUUCCCCUCUUUCCUCUUGUUUUUGGCAGAUUCUUGGUUAGUUUUACAAUUUUUCCAGUGCUCUUGCCACUGGUAGUUGCAUGGGGUCAAACACACCGUAACACCAAGACCCCGUCGAGAGGUGAAUGUUGCCGACCGCUUGUUUCUCUAGUUAUACCAACUACUGUAAAGUUGAGAAGGUUAUACUGUUUUAUGUUUAUGUUGUCAUAGUGACCAAGACCCAGUUUCCCAACUGCCUUAUCGAACCAUUCGGUGCUCUGCAUAACUUUGAAUGCACAAUUUUAUUAUUCCCAAACUCAAUGCUGCACCGCAUUGGUCUAAUCAUACAGCAAACACACACAUGCACAUCAAUCUGUAUGGUAUGCAUGUCCAUGUCCUUUAGAUUAAACUCAAAGUAAAUGGUGAAUCUGUUUCAAGUCAUGGGGUGCAACCAACUUGAUCGAAACAUGCCUGUGUCAAUGGAGCUGAAGGCUUACAUUUUCAAAUCUCUUCCAGGAUGGUCGUGUUUCGUUCAUCGGCCACCAACUGGGUGGUGUGUCCUUCUCGCCAAACAGCAGGGACCAGCAGGUUAAAUUUGCCCGUGCUGUCCAGAUUACCUACUACCUCCGCAACCACGGACCUGUGGUACAGGAUGCCAUUGCAGAGCGCUGGGAGAACGAGUUCUGCGCCCUGGUCAGCCGGCUGUCUACAGCUGAGGCACCGCAUGCAACCGACCAGCUCCACAUCCAGUCCCUCACCUCCUUCAGCCUGUGGCGGGACUUCCACCAGACCGGCGUGUUGGCCAAGGGGGAAGUGCUGGUUAGCCUUGUGCUGGUGCUCUUGGCCGCCACCAUCUCCAGCUCCAUGCGGGACUGCCUGAGAGGGAAGCCAUUCCUGGGCCUCCUGGGUGUGCUGACCAUCUGCAUCGCCAAUGUCACAGCUGCAGGAAUCUUCUUUAUAUCGGACGGGAAGUUCAACUCCACACUGCUGGGGAUCCCAUUCUUUGCUAUGGGUGAGUGAAAUCAUAGGUUGCCAUCAUGAGACUGACUGAAGUUUUGUGUGUGUGUAUGUUUUGCCGGACCAUGGGUAGACACUUGCAUAUUUAAAUUAGUGAGAAAGAGUUCUUAUUGGCUGUGCUGUAGUCUGCCCAGAAUUUUGAGGAUCAUUUUGUAAGACCUUGAGGUGUCUGUUGCUCCCUGGCAUUCAGUAAUCAUGAGGAAGCUGGACAGGCCCAGCUCUAGCCUGUUGAAAAUAAAGGUUGGCUGUGUGGGAAGAUAAAAAUUUAGGUGGGCAACCUGAAAGGAUUAUAGCCUGGAGGUUACAGAACAGGAAUAUUUUUUAAACCACUGAAAACCACAGUGAAGAGUUCAUUCAAAUAUGUUGUGGCACAGAAAAAAAAAGGGGGAACAACAUGCAAUUUGUGGAGGUAAUUUGGUGUAGAAGGAAAACAUCAAAUUACUAAUUACUCUACAAAGCUCAAUAUCUAGUAAGAUUUGAUCUGUUGUGCAUAUUUUACAACUUGCAUGCAGUAUUUGACGUAUUUGUCUUUAGCUACAAUCAUGAAGAGGUUUCAUUUCAUCAAUUGGCUUGACCUUACAAAUCAAAGACUUCUGCAUCAACAUUUGUUUUUCCUGGUUCCUGAGAAGGAUGGGUUAUUAUCUGAAUUGUUGCUGGUUGCUGACCCUGGCCUUCGUUUGUGGAUCAAGGGUUCUCUGUUUUUUAUUACGUUUAUUUGGUAUCAUUCAGAACAUUUACAUACACAGAUAAGUUGAGCUAAGCUUAUGGCUUGAUGAGGCAACUUAACUGGACUACUGUCCUUGGCUGAGGUUUCACACACAGGGCAAGAAUGGAAUUAUUAAGAGGAGAACGUCUGAGGCACCACGCACCCUUUUCGUCUUGUUACUAUCUGGUUGUCUCCCGGCAAAACACAUUAGAAAGAUGCUAACAGGAUGCAGCUACAGCAAACGAUUAAAACAUUGUUACUUUACAGCUUGCUGCCAUUUGUUAGACGAGUUUCGUCCUUUUUGCAUAAUUUUGUCGUCUGUCCAGGUUUUGUUCCUGGCUUCCUAGCAACACAUCCACGCGCUCCAAUCACCGUCUCAGAGCCUGGCGUGCGAACACUCGGGCAUGCCCUGAAUACUUAGGCUAGUUUCGGUUCUACUUAGCCAUGACGUGACAUGAUCUGCAUGACAGAAAAUAACAAUUACCCAGGUUUGAUAGUUUGACUAUGUGAAGUUUGAUUUUCUGUGAUUUCAGUGAGACUAAUCUGUCUACAUGAGUCCAGUUUCAGUCGGACUACGAAAAUAAAUUGAUUUUUUUUUUAACUGCAUGUAAAUGUAUUGACUAAUUGAACACAUCACUCUUGAAAAAAUGCUGCAGCUUCAGUAUGGCGGUGUGCUCAGUCUCAUGUUAUGUUCUUACUUUCAAAAAUUCAAAGGGCUUCAAGAUGCCAUUAACAUUUCUUAUUAUGACAUUUGACGGAUGAGGAAGCAUCGUAAAGGUUUCAUGCUGUACCCUGUUAUUUCUCUCAAUGUGGUAAAUGUGGUGGAUAUCUGCAUUAGUUCAUAAAGGACCUGCCAUUCAACAGAAAAAGGGCAAUUCUCACUCACAGGGGGGUUUAGAAAUAUCAAGUCAGGUGGCUCUGUCGACUUUUUUUCCAAAUUAAACGCAAAAUUUGGAUGAUUGGAGAAUUUAAUAUUCACAAUGGUCCCAAAGCUACAAAAAAGAAAGACUGUUCAAAACCCUUACCCUACAUACAAACAUACACACUAGUUGUGAAUUAAAUGACCUUACUAGUCAAAAUAUUCCACACUACAGACAUAUACUGUAGACAUUAUGGUACGCUGGGCUUUUUACAGUUUUUAGUGUUUCUCUUCUUCUGCCUCGCCUCUAACUCCCUGUUCUACCUCUCUUGGCCUCCUAAGAUAUACUUUGUCCAUUUACACUACUGCCUAUUUUGCUUUUUCUCCCCAUGCAUUCUAAGGUCACUGCAUCCCUGGGGCUUUGGUGCAGCUUUGCUGCAGGCUGGCUGACAUAACUGAAGUUUAAGUAAGACUCAAGAACAGGAGGCUGGAUCACUCCCUGUGACCUAGAGGCAGGGGAGGAGGGACUGUUGGGGGGAGGUGUUACUGUGGGGGUGGGUGUUGAGAGGAGCCAAAAAGGAUAGUCAAGGAGAAAAGAGCAAGGAGUAAAAAAAGGUAUGUGAUGUAUAGGAGGGAGGAGGGGAGCUGAGGAGGGAGCAGACUGAGACAUAUCCAGAGGGGAGAAGCAGAAGAGAAAUUCACAAGGAGAGGAGGUGCAAAAGGGCAAAGGAGAUAGAGAGGACUUGAUUAAUGUAAUUUCAUGUGACAGGACCUCAGAGGCAACAGAUGUCCACCUUCCUCUUGGGAGGUUCUGACUGAGACACACCCCUAUCACUAUAUCAGUGCCACAUCAGGACAGACACAGAGAACUGGAAAGGAUACUGAUAACUGAAGUGUAAAAGCAGUGUGGAACCGCUGCUUAUGCGUGAUCACCGUUUUAAGUCAAAGAGCAGUUUUGAGGUUCAAUUUUUUAGUGAAUUUAAAAUAUGGACCUUCUCCCUCAGACGGCCACCUACUUGGGAUGUCACACUCAUACUGUAAUAAUGUAUUAUCACCAAGUGGAUAGUCAUAUAAACCUUGAUAAUCUAACAAACUGUGGCUCUUUCAAAGCUCCUUGAUUGAUAAGCAGUCGUGCAAACAAUAGACAGUUAGAACCGGGUAAGAGAUUAGGCUGAAUUUUAAAAUGAAAAACACAUCUGACAGCCCUUUAGCUAACAUUACACCAAAGCUAACAUAAGCAUGGAGCUGCUUUCUAGUUGACAUUUACUUUAAAAAAUAUAUAUAUAUAUACAAAAGGAGUAACGUUUGCACAUGCAAAGUAAGUAUUUUAUAGAUGAAAACUUCAGAAGCAUUGAUGGUCUUGUUCAUGAAGUCGUGUUGGUUCUAGAAUAAUUUUUGUAAGUUCUCUUGUUACAAAAAUUUAACAUUUGGUUAUUUUGAGUCUCACACUACAUGACCAAAUGUCAGUAGAGAUUUUCACAAUUCUGCUCUGCAUGUGAAUACUCAACAUGUUAAACGGUGUAUUUCUCUAUGGCAUUGUAAUACAGUCAUUGUAUCUACUACGCUGUGGAAAAUGAGUGACUUGUGGACUGGUGAACAAAUUCAAUUGGCUUUGUUGUGCACAGCUGGUACUUAAAAACCCUAACUCGAAUAGAUAAUAAGUAUCUGAUAUUUGUACCAGCUCCCUGUACAUGAAUAUACUCUGCCAACCUUAAAACUCGCUGCUGAUGUAUUCUGAUGGACAGCAGAUGGUGUCGUGUUAUAGAUGGUGUCGUGUUAUAGAGGCUGUUUCUUUUACUCUGUCUUUGUAUCACUGUCUGAGUGGGUAAUUUCUGGAGUUAUGGCAUUUGACUUUAUUUUAGUUUGUAUGUGAACGGAAAAAAUAGCAUUAGCUAACAUAAGCAAAGCUUGAACCGCCAGCCUUCAGUCCUCCUUGCAGUUUAAGAGCCAUGUGUGUCUGGGUUGCUCAAGUCAAGUUGUUACAUGCUAAAAGGGGGAACACACUAUAGGAAAAUCAUGCUGAUUAUGUGGUUGAUUCCCCCUCCAGGCAAAAAGUCGGCAAAGGCCUGGUAAUUGGGUGGUUCUAAAGAUUAUCUUGCCAGAUUAUCCUAAAGUGUGAAGUGCGUGAAGAGUGAUUUUUCUUCCCUCCGAUCUGCGCAGAAGAUGAUCUGACCCUCCCUUACUUAAAAUCAUAAAUGUUAAACAUGUAUGAUAUUUAUGAUCUGAAACCCUGAUAUGUGGGGGAAACCCCAAAGGAGGGAAGAUCAUGCAUGUUGUCUUUCGUCUCAGCUCAGUUUCCAACACCCAAUUGGAAACUUCGCUGACUAAAGAAGUAAGCACAAUGUGCAACCAUGACAACAUGAAACAUGAACCAUAAACCGAGGUUGAUGUCCAUAUAUAUAAAACUCACUCGCUAACGCAUGAGGAAAACUAGGGCUGGACAAUCGAGCGAUAACAAUAUAUAUCGAAAAUUAAUUUCCUUCAAUAUCAAUAAGAUAAAAAAAAACAUGGUCAAUAUGCUUUUUAAUAGUCGGCAUUCUGCCAUGUUUUGUUAGACUAAACAAAUAGCCAAUGAAAAGGGAAGUCGCUCCGGGUCCGCUUUGUGCUGAACCAAUCACGUGCUGAAUUAGAACCAAGUAGCAAACAACUGUGUAGUAGCAGGCUGCAGCUACAUGCAACCAUAGCACUUUAACAGGUGAAGGCGACAGCACUGUCAGUGAGAAAAAAAGAAAAUAAGUGCUACCCUCGGCAGAAAGGCAGAUGAAGGCUCAACAGAUAACAACUUCUUCGAAAACACUGGCAGCUCCAGCUGCUGGUGUUAAGAGUCUAUGUAGCCUAUGUGGUGUGCACAAAACUACCACCCUGUCAUCGUUUAUCGUCAUGUGUGGGAUCUAAGAUUACAAAACUGUUUCAGGGUGAGGCGGGAUUAACCUGACACACCUUGAAUACAACUUGACCUUCAUUUUUAAAAGGUCAAAUUGGUCAAAGACAGGACCAAACUUUGCCUGUUUACAUUCAGGCAAUGAGCAGCAUGGCAUUAUGGUAGUAACCAAAGCUACAGCUCCGACUAGUGGUGAAAGGCUGCACUACAGCUUAGACACCAUAUGACCAGCACAGAAACAUUAAUUUAAGGAUAUAUUUUUUUAAGUGUCGUGAACAUUUUUUUAAACAUGGUUUGGUUUUACAUUAUAUGUUAGCACCUCACAAAUCAGGGACUCAGCAUGUUGUAGUCGGUCAAAGCAAUAUCAUUCUGAAACCAAACUGAAAGAUAUAAAUUCACACAUAUGGAGUUCGGCAAUAAUACUACACGAUGGCUGUUAUCUCCCUGCCUUUGGGGCAUCUACUUGAGCCUCUCAGUGCAGCUGCGUGAUUGUCUAGUGGUUUUAUUUCUACUCUCCCCUGAGUUAUAUGGUUUCUACAGACUGAUACUUUGUUUGUCCUGAGGGGGAUGGAUAAAAAGCUAGCUAGUCUGAGGCUACGGCCAUCUCUGAUGCUAAUGAUGAAAAAUCUAACAGAAAAUCCUGCUUGUUUUAAAGGGAUAUUCCGUCGUCUCUGCUAAAGAAAUCAGGCAAAGGUAAAAAGAUGUUUGGUGGCUAGGACCCUAUAUGUACUGUUGAUGAAGUUAGGUGCUGUUCUGAGCAUUAUUUGUGGCUGUAGAGUGGCUUUUUGGUUGAGGUUUGUUUAUGGCUCCUCAGACCGCUGUGUAUUGCUUUUGUGCAGUCAUUAUGAAAGUUGGUAUAACUAGAGAAGCAACCGGUCGGCAACAUUCAUCUCUUGAGGGGGUGUCUAACCUGGGGUUAAGGUGUGUUUGACCCUAAAUUAAUUUUAUGCCGGAAUAUCCCUUUAAAAGUGUAGCUGGAUGGCUGAUGAUUGCUAAAUGAAUGGGAUGAUGGCAGCAUGAAAGCAGCGGGACUGUUGCUAACAUCAGUCCACACAUCACAUUAAAUGCUUCUGUCAUGAUGUAGUCAAAGUGUAUAGUUUUUCGCCAUUGUGUACACAGAUUAAAAUUUGGAGCUAUGCACACAAAUCUGGAAACUUGAAGGUAGAGCAAGUAAUCUUUUCACCUACCAUUAUGAUACUCCUUAGAAUUUGAAGUGUGGGGAAAAAUCAAGAGUAGAUGUGUGAGGAAUAAGUGUAGAGUCAUAAAAGUCAGUGACAGCUGUGUUGAGGGCUCAUCCAUUUUUAAUGGUACAUUCAGCAGGAAGUGGGGUUUCAAAAGGGCCCCUCUCAUCAAAGCUAAAAAUAACAUCAAACUGUACUGAGGUGAUGUUUAUUGAAUGGGUAGACUAAAAAAGGAUGAACUCUUGAAAGCUGUUUUGUACGUUCUGUGACUUUACUUUGUGCUAUUUUCAUGCACCGCAUGUCAUCCGCAGCCUCUGAAGUCAUUUCGCAUCUCAGAUGAGUAAUUGACAGCAAAGUUUUUCUCUUGAUUUAUUCUAGACUCAUCAUUUUACGUAACUGGGAAAAAGCUGGCACAAUUAAUGGGCGUCAAGGGGAACAGUGAUUGCUAUCUGUUGUUUGUAUUCAUCUGUAAAAUUAAUAUUUAUAAGAAACAUCCAUCACAUAGACUAUUUCCAGUCCCUUUUCUCAUCUUUUUUUAUAUUCAUUUUUCAGAAUCAAGUGUUAGUCAUGUUAUGAAAUUGUGAAAGAAGUUCUGAAUAAUCUUGUCAAGAAAUAUUUUCAUGUCAUUUAAGUGAAAGAAAUAAUAUUUGAAAUGCUCUUUAGAGAUGUGUCAUUUGACAAAUAGAGAUAAUAAGUUGACAGGCAGAAACAAAAAGAGACAAAACUUAUUUAUGAAUGAAGGCAGACAUAUUUAGGAAGCUCACUCACUUUAAAUAAAAUUACAACACACUGUUGUAUUCACACUUUGAAAAUGCAAAGAGCCAGUGGCCCUCAGAAAAACUUUUUAUUAUUGUGCUGGCUUUCCCUGGUUAUAUCUGCUGUUUUCAGAAUAACAUUGCACUGAUUGGAAUUAUGUGAUUUGUUGCUCAAGAAUAAAAACAAGCAGAAUAUACAAAUGAUGCAAACAUCUGCAUCUGCUUUUUUUAUAUAUGUUUAUAUAUAUACAUAAAGGAAAAAGCCAAUCAAAAACUAUAUCAAGCAAAGCAGCUGAUCCAGGAUAGUGUUGCACAUUAAGUGUCAUUGUCUGUUUAAUUUUAUACAAAUACGACAAAAGCAGUAAUUAUAAUUGUGUUUAAGAUAAAUAAGCAAAGAUUUAUUUUUCUGUGUAGCACAAAAAUAGUAUAAAGUGCAUCAUUGUUCAAAAUUUUGGUGUGUGUAAAAAAAGGGGGAACAAAUGGAAGAGCAAGGAAUGUAUGUCUUGGUUGUAAUAAAACUUAUUUUCAUAUGAAGAAUUAAUUUGGAUAAGAAUAUUGCUUUCAGUCUCCCAUGUGACAGUACUCACGUUCACUGGCUUUUUAGGAUUUUAUUGAGCUUGGACCGCUCUGCUGCUAUGGACCUUCUCCUUGCAAGAUCUGCUCCUAUGUUAUUUCCAGUUUAUAAACAGAUGGCAUGAAUUCAGGGCAGACAGAGGAAGCCGCUAAGCCCUCUUGCCAUGUAAUGUGUUUUUCAUGGCACUUUAGUUUUAGAGCAAAAAUGUAUUUUAAUGACUCUUUGGCUUUUAAGUGUCGACCAGGGGAGGAGAAUGUAAAUUCAGCCCAGGCUUCCAUUUUAGACGCAAUGUGGCCAAGACUAUAUUGCUAUUUUCCCACUUUUUUUUUUUUUUUUUUUGCAGAAAAUAGCCAGUGACGAUGUGCUCGCUUAGAAUCCACUCAGGGUGUGCCUGCAGUGAAGAAAGACAUACUAUUGAAGAACUCUUCACCUUUCAUAUUUUAGUUUCUCUUUAGCCUUCCCUCUUCCUGACACACAUCUGUAUUCUGGGAGACAGCAGGCUGCAACCCGUUAUUAGAGCAACGGGAACAGGUGAUUUUGUAAAAAGCCUUCUGGAGAUACAUGCUGAAACUUUUAAGUUGUACUCAGAGAAACUUUCUGGGCUCUGAAAAUCAGAAAUGUUGAAGAGAUGAAUUGGCGAAGAUUGAUCUGAUCUUUAUUUUUAGAAAAAUGCUAAAUUUAGAGCAUACUACGAAAAAAAAGGAAAAUCCUUUAGCCUGUAAUUUUAAAGGUAGCUGUGGCUAAAAAAAAGAGCAUCAUAGUAGUCAAGCCUAUAGGACAUAAAAGCACAGAUGGUAUUUCUCCUUCCCCAGAUUUUAGUGAGAUGACUUAAACGGAAGGAAAAAAGUGUUCAGGCAAUCUGCUCUCCACAUCACAGCGCUGUCACUUCAUGUUAAAAUUACAAAUACAUUCAAGCUUCCAAUUUGAGAUAGUUGCCAGAUGAGGUGAUUGAGAGGAAAUAAUGCAGAAACUGGAACCAGGAAAAAGGUGUAUUCACUGGUCAUCCAGUCUGGAUAUUCAACAAUUAACAAUGCUAAAAUUUUUGCUGAAAUAAUUUGAUUGCUACCAAAGGAAAUCAAUUGGAAACCAUGCACAUGUGGAUGUAUUUCACAGUUAAAUGCUAAUCUUUUUAUUGAGAUAGGUAUUGAGGGUGAGAAGAAACUAAUAAGUUUGGUAAGGGUGCUUCUAAUUUUUUGUUUUCACUGGUUUAUCGGCCACAGAAAUCUCUUUAUUCCUUUUUUUUUCUUUUUUAGAUUUAUAGUGUUGAUUGUUGGUGAUGUAUAAUGUUAACUUAAUCCAUAUGGCUUUGGUAACCCUUACAUUUUUCCAUGUAAGUACAGAAUAGUAGGCCUAAUGUCCAGCCUGCUGUCCUAAUGUCCAGACAGCUGAACAGAGAACAUUGGAGUUCAAACCUCGUUUUUGACAUGCUAGUCACAGGUAUUCGUUAUCUGCAGUACAAGAAGUCCUCAGCUCUAAGCUGUAAGCUGUAACUUUUCCAGGCCUUCACUGCAGCCAUCAAAGCAUAUGAAACCAACUGCAAUCGCAUAUUUGAGAAAAGGGGAGUUAAAGGAGGAAGACUUGGUCAUUUGUUGUCUGUACAUGUUGCUGUUCUGGAGUAUGUGUGUGGGGGAGUCUGUGUGUGGGUGAAGAUGGAGAGAGCAACAGCAAAUGAGAGUCUGGUCUUCCCUGCAGACUCAAAGUCGGGGAUAUAAAGUGGAAAUAAGAGAUGUCACAUUUUUAAAUUUGUGUGUGUAAGACAGAAAGAGUUUCUUUGUUUAGGAGACAUCACAGUGACAGCUAUCCACUCUCAUAACUGCACUAGUCAGGAAUUCAAUUCCUCUCUGCCCCUAUUGUCUUGUUACCUCAUCCCUGCUCUUCUGGCAUCAUCUAAAUGUUUCCUCAAAAACCAGAGAGGUACAAGUAAAACUGGAUGUUCAGUUUUAGAUCUAUCAGCAUAGAGAUAAUGAGAAAAUUGUCAGUUUCCCUGAAAGCUGAUUAGCAUCGAGCUGCAGUCAUGCUUCCAGCCAUGCUUUUUUUCACUGAGUCAUAGAUGAAAGGUCUGCUACAUAGAAAGCUCCUUCAGCUAACACAAAAAAACCACAACUAGAACUCACACAGAUAUAUAGAUAGAUAUUAACACACAGUUAUAUGUAAAUAUAUAUACAGACUUAUAUUUAUAUGUGUGUGUGUGUGUGUGUGUGUGUUGGUAUAUGUCUGUUUGUAUACAUAUGUUAAUGUGUAUUCAUGGUUUAUAUGGAUAUAUGUGCAUGGUUAAAAUUAAUUAGGGGACAUUGAAGGUGUGUCACAUAUUUUCUCUUAUUUCUCUUAACUCUGAUUUACCGUAUUUUUCGAAAUAUAAGGGGCACUUAAAAUCCUUACAUUUUCUCAAAAAUUGACAGUGCGCCUUAUAAUCUAGCGGGCCUUAUGUAUUAUUACUUGUUCUCUUACUGACUAAUUGUAUGUGGUAUAAUGCACUCAAAAAUCUGUCAAAAUGUGUCAGUACGACUUUGGUAAGCAACAACGCCACUCCACUUACCGGAUAUGCUGAGCAUUACGGUCUAAACUAAAAGUGCAUUUAUAUAAGGCAGCCCGGGCCAGAAGUACGCUCUAGCAACAAUAAACCAAUCAAUGCUUAAUGCGCCUUGCAAUUUGGUGCACCUCAUGUGUGAACAAAGACAUGUUAAUUCACAGUGCGCCGUAUAAUCUGGUAUAAAGUACGAUACAAUACAAUAUAAUUCUUAAGACAGUGUAACACAUCAGGGCAGAUGAAUGUCCUAGUGACUUUUCUCUCUUUUUUUUUCAGGCCAUGGGACUAAAGGGGUUUUUGAGCUGCUCGCAGGCUGGAGGAGAACCAGGGAAAACCUUCCCUUCAAGGAGCGUGUGGCGGACGCUUUCGCUGAUGUGAUGGUGUGUUACACCAUGACCAGCUCACUUUACAUUAUCACCUUUGGUAUGGGAGCUAGCCCUUUUACGAAUAUAGAGUCAGUGAAGAUUUUCUGCCAGAGCAUGUGUGUUGCCAUCCUGGUCAACUACUUCUAUGUUUUCUCUUUCUACGGCUCCUGCCUGGUGUUUGCCGGACAGCUGGAGCAGAACCGCUAUCACAGUGUUUUUUGUUGUAAGAUUCCUUCAGUGGAAUACCUGGACCGCCAGCCCACAUGGUUUAAAACCAUGAUGAGCGACGGCCACGACUUAUCCACUCACCACGACAGCAUCCCUUAUCAAAACCACUUUAUCCAGCACUUUCUUCGUGAGCACUACACUGAAUGGAUUACCAACACCUACGUCAAACCCUUUGUGGUCAUCCUGUACCUCAUUUAUGCAUCGUUCUCAUUCAUGGGAUGUUUACAAAUCAGUGAUGGAUCCAAUAUAGUGAAUCUCCUAGCUAGUAACUCUCCAAGUGUAACCUAUGCUAUGACCCAGCAGAAAUACUUCAGCAACUACAGUCCUGUGAUUGGGUUUUACAUUUAUGAGCCAAUUGAGUACUGGAACUCCACUGUGCAGGAGCACCUGAAAACUCUGAGUCAUGGUUUUAACAAGAUUUCCUGGAUUGACAAUUUCUUUCACUACUUAAGGGUGGUGAAUGUGAGUGCAACAACAAAAAGUGACUUCAUCACCAUACUCAAGGGCUCUUUCCUGCGCAGCCCAGAGUAUCAGCACUUCACUGAGGAUAUCAUAUUUUCCAAGAACCGUGAAACUGAUGAGUAUGACAUUAUUGCUUCUAGGAUGUAUUUGGUUGCACGGACAACAGAGAAGAAGCGUGAAGAAGUUGUGGAGCUUCUGGAGAAGCUUCGUCCAUUAAUGCUUAUCAACAGCAUCAAGUUCAUUGCCUUUAAUCCUACGUUUGUGUUCAUGGACCGCUACAGCUCUUCUGUGAUCUCACCCAUCCUGACCUCAGGCUUCAGCGUACUCACAAUCCUCAUCCUCACUUUUUUUCUGGUCAUCAAUCCCUUGGGGAACUUCUGGCUCAUUCUCACAGUGACCUCUGUAGAGUUGGGUGUCUUGGGUCUGAUGACCUUAUGGAACGUUGGCAUGGACAGCAUCUCUAUCCUGUGCCUUAUUUAUACCCUGAAUUUUGCUAUGGAUCACUGUGCACCACACCUAUACACUUUUGUGCUAGCCACUGAGCACACUAGGACGCAGUGCAUCAAGUUGGCACUGGAGGAGCACGGGGCAGCCAUUCUACAGAACACAUCCUGCUUUGUGAUAGGGAUAAUGCCCCUGGUAUUUGUGCCUUCCAAUCUGACCUACACACUGUUCAAGUGCUCCCUUCUGACUGCGGGCUGCACAGUGCUGCACUGCUUUGUCAUCCUACCCGUCUUCCUGACCUUCUUCCCGCCAUCUAAAAAGAGACACAAGAAAAAGAAACGGGCCAAGCGCAAAGAGCGGGAGAGGGAGAGGGAACGGGAAAGGGAGAGGGAAAGAGAAAGGGGGGAGCUAGAGUGCAUUGAAGUCAGGGACAAUCCUGAUCAUGUGACAAACGUCUAAGUAGUUUGUAACCCAAGCAAUGAAUAAUGGAUCUGGUAUCUGUCAGAUAUUAGUUGAUAACAGGUGUUUCCCAAUGGUGAGAUACCUCUUGGAGUGCUUGGGAGUGCAAGAUGUCCCUUGAGGGAAUGGCACUGGUCACUCCAAACCAUAGCAGCUAAGCUGGCAAGAGUAGAGUGCAGCCCCACUGGGUGGUCUUUCAGUUUAGACAGUGGAUCUAAUUUGCACAAACUGCAACAUGUUCAGAGGGGUAAAUAGGAUCUGGUAUUGACAUGCCUUCUAGGUGGUUGGAUCAAAGGUGGAUAGCUCCAACUUCAAGGAUUCACCCUUUGCAUUAUCACCUGUCUCGAAAUAAAUCUCCAAUGAAUACGCAAGUAAAGAUGGAGCCCCAUCAACCUUCAGUAGCUUUCCAGAAAUAUGAAAUUAGGAAAUGGCAAUGUAAUGGAAGAGUGGAAGAUAACUCUACGAACAAGCUAAAGAGAGGGAACAGACACACGGGGUAUCUAGAGCAAAAUAGUUUUGGUAGGUAAUACCUUUAUGUUGUUUUUUAGCUUGAUUUUCCUCUGCAGUUGUGGAUCAUCGGUAACAUAUAAAAAGUAAUCUGAAAACAGGAGCCUCUGUCGAACACAGAAAUACAAAAUAACGAAUCCAUGUCUCACAGCUCCCAAAAUGAUAUGUUGAACCCCUACCAGAGCACAUCUCUUCGUCCCAUCUUUGAAAACAUGUAUUAGACUAAGCUGGAUCAAUCACAUCUCCACAUGCUUUAGGUGACAUGGAAAGUUUUGUCGAGGCAGUCAUACACUAGAAGCACCUUUUUCCACAUCUACAUAUUAGUUUCCUUGCAGACAGAGAGUGGGCAGACUUUAUCGUGGUGCUAGGACAAAUGAACCAAACCAGUGUGAACAAUUGUGCUCCAGUCCACCUCCACACGCUGCCUGAGUGCUCAGAUCUCUAUCGGUCCUCUGAACACAAUGAGGUUGGUUUACACCUGAAUGACGGGCUGUCCACUUGUGAUCUAAUCGCAUGUGAUGGAUGUUAAUACCAAUUUAUGACAGGGCAGCAGUUUUGAUUUGGUGAAAUAAUGAUACUUACAAAUGCUAAACCUGGAAGAGAAUUUUGAGCAUUUAUUGCAUUAUUCUAUUUAACCAUUUGUUAUUCUAUAUUCAUCUCCUGCAGUCUUGUUCUCAACAGUAGAGAGUUGCAAGCAAAGCAGUCUGUAUAGCCAAGGAUACUCAGACAAGUUGGUGAAGGUGGCUAGAGUCACAUAACGACAGAGUGCAAAUUACACCGAGUUAUACUGAGCAGGAGCACUCACCUUACCGCUCACAGCUUGAUUAUAGCAGAGGAAACAAAACCAAAAGAAAGAGAAACCUUGUGGGGAAGCACACCACAUGCUUUACAUUAUAGAUAGCUAAAAAGCUGAAGUGUGCAGAUGGCAUACACAGUAUUUAUUAUGGAACAUUAUCUUGCUAAUUGAGUUGUGUCAAGGUUUAUAUUCACUGUCGGAAAAUAUCCCUGCAUUAUUCCAUAGGUCUUAGGUCAGAGGCAUGAAGAACUGCAGUGGCCAGCAGCACAUCAAGAGGACAUGAUAAAUGACUUUUGUGAAAUUGUGUUUAAAAAGGCAGUAAGAUCAAGUAUAUCCAAGUAAACUCAAAGCUGUCCGUGCUCGGGAAAGGAAUAACCAAAACUGAAGUGUCUCUAAGGUUGGACACCUUUGGCUUAUGAGCAGGUUGAAAGUAUUGGAAUGGUUCCUGCGAGAGUAUGAAUGUCUGUAUGAUCCACUUACAAUAGCUAUGACACUGAUAACUGGAAGGUCUGGAUGUUAUUUAAAACUUGCAUUGGUGCCAAACAGCAUACCGAUUUUUGUCAACUGGUUAAAAAAGAUCUCACUAAAUUGAAAUUUUCUUAUAAAUCAACCAAUAAUCAUGAUUUAUGUAAGCUGAUUUUAUUUCUGCCAAAUGUUGUUAAAUUUGUGAAGCAGAUUACAAAGCAGGCAUUAAGAGUUGCACUUUUUGUCCACUGUUCACAUUCAAUAUUUUAACAAGAGCUGAAGUUACACUGGUGCCAGUAGGUUUUCUUUGAAAUCCCAAUCACAUUGACAAUUACUUCGACUUAUGCCCACAACAUAAAUUAGCACAACACUCUUGACUUACCAGAGAUAGUACAUGGGAAAAUAUCCAUGAUUUAUCCUUAUCAUGAUCAUUUUUGUUGAUAGUGGGUCAAAUAUAAAUUAAUGGGUUGUUUGCAAUAACGAUGUCAAAGAUCGAUCAACCUGCUCUCCAGAUCACUCUAACUCACCAACUCACAACAUGACUCUGGAGUUCACUUUGACCGCUAACACAAAUGUUUCCAUUUCCUUCUCACACUACCGGUCCAGCACCAAACAAGAGAAAUACAAAGUUAGCCGCUAGCUGGUGGACAUAAAUUAGUAAGUAGUAACACAAUACCAAUUAAAUGCUUAUUUUGCUGGAUAUUUCUGAGAUGUUUGAAUUGCUAAUAGUUUGCUACUACAUAUGGAGAAAAGAAUGGGUAAAAAUAUGUGUUGAGCAUGUAACACUGCCACCAAGUGACCAAUAUACAUGUGGUUUUAAAAAAAGAUUAAGCCUAAGAUUAACAGGUCUUAAAUUGAGUAGGUAGACAGAUUAAAUCUAAGGAAAAAAAUGAUGUGAACUAUAUCCAAGGCCAUGCUACAAAAAUUUGUUGAUUCAUUUACCAUCAAGGGUCAAAAUAUUAUCACCAACCGAAUACAAUAAAAGACAUUCACUGAUCUUGAUUACACUCCGUCAACAGAAAAGGACGUCUGACGAAGCUAGUGGGAUAGCAGCUCGUAUGAAGUAAUUUUGAGACUUGAGCGUAGAGCUGGUCAAGCUCGUGGUAACUGAUAACGUUGAGCUCUUAUCCUUAAAAAGCAUAAGAAUGAAAAUACAACUCCACAAAAUCCCAGGUCCUUGAAAUCGAAAGCUUCUGUAAAGAGGGUUUUCCAUAUGCUGUGAUGAUGUAGACUUAAGAUCAGACACAAGGUCAGCAGCCCUGACAGAUACCAGUCUCUCACUGACCUCUAGCAGGCAGACCUUGGCUGGUGGUAUGUGAUUCAGAUGUGGCUGAUUGCAACUUGAUCAAUACUUACAGACAUCUUGAGGGAUUGGGGGAACAAAGCAAUUUGCUUUCUUUGUACCUAAACUAAAAAAAGUCAGUCUAGCACAGGAUGCUAUUUAAUUGGGUUAGAUUAUACAGUGGCUUAAACAUUAUAGUGCAUUUCAAGAGAAGAAUGUCAUUUGUUUUCAAGUGGAAAAAAGGCGAUUGAUUCCACUUCUUGUGUAAAUGGAUAUCUGAGAACAAAGGUGAAAAAAUAAUGUGUUCAUACCGAAACAACAAAAAUGUACCCUGCUUGUGUGAAAUUUUGAAAUAAUCUUAAAUGCUGAAUUUGCAAUGAGAAGAUUCUGAUACCUGUCAUUGAUGAAUCAUUGCCCCAAUUAGUGGUUUUUGAUAAGCUACUUCCAGUAGCAGCUGCAGUCAAGUCACUCUGUAAAAGCCAUGCCAAAUAGAGCAAGACGGCAUGACGUGUUGGAAACCCAAGAAAGAAAUGCAAGUCUUAAAGAAUUCCCUUCACAAACUGGACUGUGUUUGCAUGGCACUGUAUUGUAUGCAUGUAUUUUUAUACUGUAUGAGGUCUGCACUUUUUUUUUUCCUUUUUGCUACGCUGUUGUAAUACUUUUCAGUUGUUUCAAUGCAUAUUCUAUAACACCAUGUGCUGCAAAAGAGCAAAUGAGUCAUAAUUGUUCCAAAACAAAAGCCAGAGGAUAUUUCAUUUGUAAAAUAACUGUAAAAUACUAUUUUCUAUAUUUUCUAUGAAAAAAAUACACGAAAUAAAGAUUUUUAUCAGAAGAUUUUUAUUAAAAAAAGAAUAAAAGGGAAAAAAGUUGAACACAGUAGGCCAGUAAUAAAUAGUGGAAUGUUAUCAGUGAACUAGCUUUUAUUCACACUGCAGUGUCACUGUUGAUUGACGGUUCACCUUUUAUAGAGAAAGCUUUGGCCACCAUUUUAUUGAUCCCGUGUCUGUCUCUUUUAUGUCAUCUACUUUAUCCUCACAUCUAAAGUAAGCCUUCAUCAACCUUUUCCUGACAACAGUACUUUCUGUCUGGCUGUGAUCAUAUUUAUCAAAUCAGUAGGCUGGCGGUUUCUAGACUAUAGUUGGGGUCUUCAAUUGUUAAAAUAAUCUCUUACUGUUUCCUGAACAAUAGGUUAAACUUAGCAACCGAGACUUCAAUAUCUAGCCUUUUUGUAAAACUCUUGUGGAAUAUCAUUCCUAAAUACUCUUUUAGACUAGCCGUGAUUGCUGCAUAACCAAUUAACUAUUACCAAGCCACAUGAACUACUUCUCACCUCUUUAUAGUCAGCAUCAUUUUGAAUGCAGAAGGCCGUCGGAUAAGGCUACAGUGCAUUUCAAUAGCUGGUUAUUGAAACUAUUCAGACAUUGUCUCACCACUGAGUUAUUAAAACAGCAUGUAAUAUCUGUGUGUAAAACAAAUCCCCCCUUUUCUCUUCGCUCUUUUUACUGAACUCAUUUCAAAGACUGGGCUUUAACAUCUUUGCUUUACAUGAUAAAUCCCUUGAAUUGACUAAGCCCACAUUGUGUGUGUCUGUCUUUCAGCACUCUUCAGCUUAGCUCAGUUGUCUGGUACCCAAUUGACUCCCACUCAAGAGUUUGUUUUUUUAAUAACAAGAAGCAAAGAGUUGUUUUACAUUUUUUCUCUUUUUUUUAAACGUUGUUGCAUUCACAAACGUUUCUCAACCAACAAAUAGUCAAACUAGUUAGCUUCUUUUAAACCUUGUUAUACAGUAUGUGCUCAACAGUAUUGAGGUUGCAGAAAAGUCUGUACUAAGUCAAAAACAAACUGCAAUAUGCAUUAAUUUGUUAGGUUUUUAUUUUUAUUUUUUACAAUGUCUCAAUAGUACUUAUUCAUAUGUGGUUUUGUGUUUUCAGGCGAUUUGUAUACUCAUAGAUACAGAGCCUCACAAACUAUUAUAACACAGGUAGCAAAAGGCCCCUCAUAUCUUCAAAGUGGUCCAUGUUUCUGUAUGACAACGUACUAUACUUGUAUGCAUUUAUACCAAAAUUAUCCUGUUUUUCUUCUCCACAGAAACAAAAUCUCUUGACCAUAGCUCUAAUUAUAGGUUUUCAACAGUGGCACAUUUCCCAGUAGUUACAGAACAAGCUUAAAAUCUGUUUAAUUGAAUGUUGUUUGUAAGCUACAAUUAUAUGGUGUUUUUUCCGUCUUCAGUGGGAAUAUUAUCACUUGAAUGUAUGUGAUAUUAGGAUAUUACAGCUAUCAUCUAUGGUCUUUGACUCAAAUGCUAGAUUAGGCUGUCUGAGAAUCUGUUAUCUUUAAAACUAAUGGACUGUUGAGUGCAAAGCAUGAUUUCUAGAGGUAAAAACAGACUUCAAUUAGGAAUACAUAUUCCAUUUUAUUUGUUUGUAUUCUGUAAGUCGUUGCUUGGGCGUAAAAAUUUCUCUGACCAUGCACCAGCACAUAAUCUGUUUGUACAACAACGGUGUAGCUCAAUAUUUCUGCAACACAGGGCAAUAAAAAUAUGCAAUCACAAUAUUGCUUUUUGAAUAAUCUACAUGGCAUAUGCUUCGAUCACAGCUUUGGAGGACAAAUUACUGUUUCAUCGUCACUGAUCUACCCUGUACACCAUCUAACAGAUUUGUGUCGCCUUCAUUCAUCAAACCUUUAAUGUAAUGACAUCUUGUUGGCAUUUUUCAUCAUGUUUCAGCGUUGUGCAAGAGGUACCAGCUCAAAGAGGAGUGAUGCUCUCUGAAAUCUCAGUACAAUUGAGUUGAACCCCUGUGCUCUUGGUGAAAUAGAUAAAUUAGCUGCUACCUUUUUGAUACAAUAUUUCAUCUGCUUUUUUCAUCUUUAACGCAUUCUGAAAAAGACUUAUCUGCAGUAUUUAUUGGAUUAUAUAGGAUAUAAACAUCUGGCACUACUCAGAGGUCAAACCCCUAUACUCACCCAUGCAAGAAAGGGAUAAAAUCAAGAGUCUGUGAGUAGGUAUGUGUCCAUUUAACUGUAUUUCUCAGAUAUUUCAAAGGUCUUGUCAGCUUGAUUUUGCCACAGUCCAAGCCUUAUACACUGUGUCACUCAGUUUGAAUAGUGUGCACUUAGUACUUUCUGUAAGAGCUGUCAGUAACAGUAUGGUUAGGUGUUGUUUGAAAUACAUGAUAAAUGCUUGGGUGUUUGUCUUUCAGUCUUGGUCUAUGCCCCUGGGAGGCUAACUUUAAGGGUUAGGAUUGCUCAGGGGUUUUUGUGCAGCCACAUCUUAUCACAGAAAGCUUGUUACUGGUAAAAUCUAGUCUUACACAAUUGACCAUUAGUAGUUGCUCUGGAUGUUUUUUUUAACUUCUUCCAAACAACAGCUGCUAUGUUCACAAAUGAUUGUUCCACGGUCCAAGUAUAUGCCGUUCAUUAAGCUGCCUCACUGAAGUCUCACAGCGACAGAUACUUUUCCACAGGUAGCUGUUACCAUCUAGCAUUAGCUAUCUAAGCCACACAUCAUAGAGGAGCAAAAUGAUUGAACGCAAUGAGUAAGAAUUACGUGCACUGAGCAGCUACAGCAUAAGGAACACUGACUGGACAAGGGCACCUGUACAUUUUGCUGAUAUGCUAGAAGCAAGAAAAAAUGGGGGGAUGUAGACAUGUGAGAGACUUUGUCAAGGACUAAAUUUCGAUGGCAGGAAGAAAGGAGUCAGAGUUUCUUUAAAAUUGCAGCCUAAGUGGUCCAAGGUAGGAAAUCAAGUGAACCUCAACAGUCAAAGGUGAUCAAGCCUUACAUAAGAGCAUAGGGAGUGAAGACUAGCCUAUGUGGUCCAAUCCAAAAGAAGAGACAUCAAAUUUUGGAGUGGCAUGAAUGCUGGUUAUGGUUUAAUUUUGAGCAUCCCCUGACCCCUAUCCACCACCAAAAGCAAUUCACGUGUGGACUUGGCCUCCAAAUCCCCAAGAUCUUAAUUCAAUGAAGUAUCUGUGGGAUGUGUUGAACAAACAAGUCCAGUAAUUUAAUGACCAUUUGAGCACCCUCUCCAUGUUGAUAUGACACAGUUUGAUACCUUCCUCUUAAAUUCUCACAAACAAUCCUCUCAGAAAGCUCCAAACAAAGCUUAAAAUGUUGAGCAGAGUCCUAGUCCAGGAAGGAUGUAAGAAACCUUUAAAUUAGUGUGUGGUAUGAUCAUACUUAUCACAUAAUCUGAUCAAAUAGCUGUUGUCAAUAUUUUUUAUCUAAUUAUUUCGUUGAUUAAAUUUUAAGUUACAUUUAAAAACUAUAAAACCUUAAAAAAAUAUAUAUGCCAAAUGUGCUGUAGCCUUUUCUCAUGCUCAUACUUAAAGCAGUUUUUCUCACACAAGUCUACUGUAGUUUUGCCGGCAGCAUUUUUAUCUGUAGCCUUAAACUUGGUCGGCAUCUGAGAUCAAUAAACCAGAGUGUGAUCUGCACUCGCACUUCACCUCACAUGAUAUGAGCUAGAUGUCCGUUUUUCUUUCUCUCUUAAAAUGCAUUGUGUACAGCGUCACGAGUAAAUAUGUUGCGCACAGUCCUGAACAACAGUUUUUACUGGGUGGGUUAUUACAGGGGGUGUGCGCUGCUACUAAGUAGUACAGAGAUGUUGUCUGUGAUCACUAAGCCGAUGUCCCCAGGUUUAAUUACAGAAAUCUGGUCACGUUACCGUGUAAUCUCCUGGUAAGAUGUGGGGCUGAAAAUAUUCCCCCAACAAGGUAGCUGAGGUUAUUCUGUACAGCUCAAACAGUCUCUAUAUUGUCAAUAUGUAGAAAUGUUGCUCAGUGACUCUUUGGCUGUGAUGUAGUCAUGAUUAAUGCAACUGACUGAUUCUGUCCUUCACUAAAGCUCUCUCAAACUGAGUGGUAUUCCCCUUUUUGAUUGUUAUAAACGCCUGGCUACUUCGGAAGUGUUGAGCUAGUCAUGCAACAUGUGGUACUGCCUUACAUGUUUUCCAACAUUUACAUUUAAAUGUGAAGUUAAUGGGAUAAGACCUGGAAGUUGGAGGUGCAGUCAGACAUACUGUGAAGUGAUAAAAAUGUAGUCAGAUGUUAUCGGUUGUGCGUUAUUGGAACAGGCGGGUUCAGAGUGAAUAAGUAUAAAAAAGCGGAAUUCAGGCUUUUUUUAUUUUUGUUAUUCUGAAUGCUUCACUGUAAUUACCCUGUAAACAACAACUUCAAACCACAUCAAGUUGCAAGUGUGUUGUUGCUGUAAGACUGUACAGAUUUGUGACUAGAACUAAUGCUGCGUUCAAGUUACCUCGGAAGUCAGAAGUCAGAGCUGGGAAUGAUGUCACACCUAAGUUACCAGCGUUUCAGUUACCAAGUCGGACGAAAGCAAAAUCGGAGGCGGAAACAAGAUGGCUACAUCUACAAAAGUUAUUUCAGCGCUUGCCUUGUCCUUGAUUAUACUUGGACAAUGCAAGCGCUGAAAUAACCUUCGUAGAUGUAGUCAUCUUGUUUCCACCUCAGAAUUUGCGACGCCAUUCCCGGCUUGGACCUCUGAUCCAAGGUAACUCGAACACAGCAUUAAGUUCGAAUGUUGGGACUACUUACAGUUACUGUUAACAUCCCUGGUAUCACAAAUUCUGUUUUCACUCUACUGUUGGAGUAGCUCAUAAAACAUUAACAGACAUGUUCUAACACCUUUCUACUGGCCUUCUUAAGUGUCGUCAGAGCUUGAGCUCCCUUUUGCUGAUCCCUGCUUUUUAACAAGAAGUGUGAAGAUUUAACCUUAUUAUACUGAAGAGGAAUAGAGUAACAGGGAGGAAAAAUGUAGUAAAUAUAAGCAAAAAUAAGAGCAUAUGAAGGGAAGAAGAGAUAAAGAAAAAUGAUUCUGGCAAAAACCCCUUAAACCCUCAUUUGAAUUUGAGAAGAUCCCAGCUGUAGGGAUGAUGGCAAGUAUUCCAGUGAGGAGAGAUGUUGAAAAGAGGGGGCUGCAGCAGUGCCAGAAAUGUUAACGUUGAGUCCCAUGCUGAUGUAAUGAGACUUAGCGGCUUAUUUUACUUACUUACAGCUCUCAGAAAGUUAAAAAGUGACUGCACAUUGAACAGAUUUGCUUAUUUCAGUCGAAAGUGACCCAAUCUUGGAUAAAGAUUCUGCUCGAGCUUCUAUGUCAUUCUUACUUUUCAGUGGUUAUUGAGCAAAACAGGAAAUUUGAAGAAAACACACCAGAAUAAUCCAGAGUGUGUGAUUGGAACUGAUGUAUUUUACUGUUCAAACAGAGGGGAAGGAUAAUUGAGAAACAAAAUUGAUGCAGCAGACCAAGACAGGCUGACUUUUCAUAAGGCACUGGACCGAAAUAUGGAGUUUGAACUUUGGUGUUAAGCUUCUGUGUAUCUUUCACAUGCCGCACACUCGACAUGUGUUUUAAAACAUGCAACUGAAUUUAUGUAAAGUAAAAAUUGUUAUCCUCACCAUGAGGAAGAGAUAACCUUGCAGCAUUACUUUCGGUCUCUCUUUAGCAAAGGCAUAUUAUAUACAGCUGUUUUCACAUUGUUUGUACUCUCUUACACUUAUAAUGAAAAGGAUGUUCGAGAUGACUGCAGUACCCAUUUUAAGCACAGGCAGAAAAAUAGAAAGACUAGAGUACAUCUGAAAGCUUUAAAUUGGAAAUUUUACAGUAUGCAGACAUAUCAUUGUGGCUCUUAAUAACCCCCUUAGGUUUUACUUCCUGAGCUGAUGGGGACUGGCAGCAGGAGUGGCUGCUGUCGUGUUGUGCUCUGUUGCAGCGUUAUUGCACCAAGCUGCCUUGGCCCGAGAUAUUUUUGGCUCCCACCUUGUCUUAAUCCUGUCGUGAUUCGCUGAUGGAUUAUUCAUGCUUCCUCUUGCCUCACAUCCCCUCCUCCCUUUGCUUAUCUUAGCUUCUUCCCCCUCUUCCCCCACCUCCUCGCUUUCUCACCUUCUCCCCUUUAACACUUCCUCAUCCCCUCAUACUGAGCGUUUUCCUCUAACACCACCACUAGUCUUCCCCCUUCAUAUAUUCUGUCAUUUUUAUCUUGCCUUCAUACUGCCAGCCUUCAAGUGUUUGCUGCCAGGCUAUGACCAGUCACUGCUAUGAUUAAUUUAUUCAUUUGGUUAUAUAAUACAUCAGAUUUUCCCAGCACUCUCCACUUGUAUGAGAAAUAAUAUUACAAAAAUAAAAUUAUCUUAUUAGCAACACUAAGUAAAUGUUACCUCCACUCAAUCCCCUACAUUUUCUGUCACAGUCUAGUUAAGUAGUCUGCUGGGAACUGUUGUGAUAAUUAUUUGCAUUGAAUCCUCUCUUCACCCUAAAAGAGAACUUUAAGGUUUUGGUGAUAAUAGGGAGGGAAAUCAUACAAGUACAUAUUUUUUCAAGAGAAUUCAAAUUCAUCACAAUGUUGUAAAAAUUAAAAAGCGUGAUUUUGGUCGGUGAUAACUUCAUUAUCUUAUGUAUACACUGUGAACAUCACUGUGAUGGUUUUUGGACUAACAUAGGAAAAACUACAGUGAGUUGAUUUCAGUGUUUUUUUUGGGCAUCAUCCACUUUUGAUUCCAUGUCUAAGUUUGUGUUGAAAAGUACAGACAGAUACAUCGCAGCAUCCUUACCUCAGAACUAAAUUUUGCUCCACAUGAACACUGCGCUAGGUAGAUUAAAAAAUGCACAAUUUUGGCCCUUUAUGAACACUGAGGACUUGUAAUGACAGUUACAUCGUUCUGAGGUUAUAUUUGAUUAAAAGACUCAAUAUUAUUCCGCUUACAUUAGACUUUCACUUCGGAAUAUGUGUGUCCACCACGUGCUUACCCCUUUGAUUUGAUUUUCACUUUCUGUUUCCUGCUAAUAUCAUGGUUAUUUUUCUGUCAUUACACUGAAAGAUGAUAAAAUAAUGAACUUCUGAUCUCAACAACGUCAGCUUUGUUUGAGGUUUCUAUGUUGGUAUAGUAUUGUAAAUAUGUAGAUACAUUACAAAUAUGACUUAUUUUGUUAAUCAGUAAUUUUACAGUAGCUAACAUGCCAGUGAUUUGAUUAAUGAACUGGGUUCUUAUAAUGUUUUCAGAAGUCUCCUGAUGACAGCCAUUACUCUGAGCUUUAAGCCUGCAUUACUAUCCAGUGGUCAACUAAACUCUUUGUUUUUCUCUACAUUAUAAAAGCCCUGCAUAUUUAUUGUACGCAUACAGUUUUUUGAAGUUUGAAUGGAGAUUUGUAUGACAGAUAUGAAAACACAAGUAUGGUCAACACGUUGCUAAUUUCCUAAAGAACACCAGGUGGACAUUAAGACUGCCCACUACAAAACUUAAGUUGUGGCUGAUUCACCACAAAUCACCUAAAUCUUCAUUUUUAUUCAUAUGACAACACUGCAUUAUAACCAUACUGCUUGCAUGACUAGAAAAAGAUCAGUAAAACAUACUAACUAUCCUGUGAGAUAUAUAUUUUACAUCAACUUUUGUUUUGAUUUAUCCAUUUAGUUUUUUAUGUGUUUUCUUUUCCAGCUUUCAUAUUCAUCUUCUCAUCAACAAGUUAAAUGAAACCUACUAAGUAUCGGCAAAUGCUCUAGCAGUCUUCCAUAAAAACCAACAUUAAGGUGAAAUACCGUCAACAGAAAAGACCUCUCAAAACACUUAGCAUAGCCAUGUCAAAAAAAGAGACAAAGUCCUGCUGUGUUAUGCAAUUUUCUUUGGUCAAACCAACAUUUGGAGUCCUUUUUAGGUCUUGUAUUUUGGGGUGAUUAAGCAUACAGAGCAUACAUACUGUAUCUUCCUCACAGCCUGAGUCUGGUUCUUCUAUGUCCACACAUUCUGGUUAGAGUUUAUCUACAAUUCAGUUGUAGCUGAGAACUUACCACCACCGUUCAGACCAGCCGAAACUAGAAUCACAGUGAAUCCAUGAUGUACGAGAAUGUCUCAGUUUUAAUUUAUUAGAAGACGUAUAUGCUUUUGAAUGCUCUGAAUAUUUUAAAUGUAAACUUUUCUACUGCCUGCUAUGUUCCAGCUAUAGAUAGUAUGCAUAUGAUCAAUCUUUUUUACAUGGCAAAAAACAUGAUUUUCAUUAAAAGAGCUUUUGUCUAUGAAA
Messenger RNA from Xyrichtys novacula (pearly razorfish), 30722 nucleotides. Lineage: Eukaryota; Metazoa; Chordata; Actinopteri; Labriformes; Labridae. The record is from the annotation of a GenBank genome assembly.